UGGCGUUUUGACGUGAUCUAUGUUUCUCAUUUUUCUGUAUUUGAUUACUGUACCCUGACCAAAGCGGCUAGUAACCACUUUUAAAAUGGCUGCGGGCAGGGAGAAACAGGUAGAGUACUUAUUUAAAGAGGAAGAGAAGUUCUUGCUCGUUUUUUGUUUUGCGUGCUGGCUGUCAUUCUAGGAAUCAGUUAUGCCCUGCUCAAGAUUAGUUUAUAUUUUGUUUCUCUUCCAUUUAAAACGUUGGUGUGCGUUUGUCACUUUAAAUAUUCCACUGUGAAGUUCUUAGUCCUAUUGGUAGUGUUCGUAAGGCGUAUUUCACAGGUGUUGGAGAGCAAGUCUGGUAGUUUAAGAGCGAAAGUGGAGUUUUUCAUAUCUAGGAACUGAACGCUAAGUGUACAAGUGUAACAACUAUGAUUUCUUUUGUUCGGGAAGAAGUAAAACUGGCAUAGUAAGUCGAUGAACUGAGCUUGAGAAAAUGGACCAAAACCAGCAGCAACUUGCUGCCUCCAACCUGUAGCAUCAGUACUGGGAUGAUGGCACAAUAUGAAAAGAAGAAUGGAGGGCAGAGCUUCCAAGGUGCGUCUUUAAAUACAGAGACAGUAAACAAUAAUUCUGGUACCAGUUAUUCUAAAGAUAUGGGUGUAAAACCUGAAACAAGCCUUCACAAUCUUCAUAAUGGUACGUUAAGUUGUCAUUGGUCUCCUACUUCAUAUAUAAUGAAUUCUGCCCCACCCUUUAUCACAGAAGAAGAUGGAAACAGUCUUGAUUCUGAAGAUUCUGGUAUUCCAACAUUGGAGAUAGGAAAUCCAGAGUCUGUGCAGUGCAGUGUCCUGACAGUUAAAGUAAAUCGUAAUGAAGCACUCUUUGUACAGGACAGAGUAUUUCCAGGUUCAAACACACUAUCAUCCUAUACACCGCUUCCCAUCUUGAACUAUGAAUCUGAUAACAGUAUAAGGAAGUCCUCUACUUUCCCAAGGAGUGGUUAUGAUACUGUCAAACUUUACAGCCCGUCUUCUGGUGUUCUGAACAGGAGUGAUGAUAUCUCUGUCUGCAGCGUAUCCAGUCUUAGCACAGAACUGUCUGCUACUAUGUCCGUUAGCAAUGAAGACAUCCUGGAUUUUAUGGUCACAAGUGAAUCAAGUGCCAUUGUGAAUCUUGAGAGUGAUGAGGCACAAUUUUCUGAUGUAACAUUAAAUUCAUCUAAGGAUGCCUGUGACAAGCGGCAACCUGCUCCACUACCUGAAGUGGAGCCAAAGAUGAAGAAACUGGGGCCUUUUGUCAGCUUCCUUAACAGGAAUUUGUUUACGAAGAAGGGGAAGAGCAUACAAUCAGCAGAGGAAAGUGAACCAGGGUGGAAAUUGUUUGGCAAAUUACCUUCUCGAGAUGCUUUACAGGAAGAGCCAAAGCAAAUGCAAAAGGAAUAUGAAGAAAGGACUGGACGAGCUCCAAAGUCUCCAUCUCCUAAGCCUUUUGUGAGGAAAAAUCUUGACUUUGAGCCCCUUUCCACAACUGCUCUCAUUCUAGAGAACAGGCCACCACAUCUUCCAGCUAAGCCAGCAGAUGAAGCUGAGAAACAUAGGCAGGAGUAUGAAGAGAUGGUUGUUCAAGCAAGAAAACGAGAGAUUAAAGAAGCCCAAAAGCGGAAGAAACAAUUGGAAGAGAGGUGCAAACUGGAAGAAAGCAUUGGCAAUGCAGCUGUUGCAUGGAAUAGUGAAAUUCUACCCAACUGGGAAACUAUGUGUAACUCCCGUAAAGUCCGUGACUUGUGGUGGUUAGGAAUUCCUCCAAGUGUAAGAGGAAAAGUAUGGACCUUGGCAAUAGGCAAUGAGUUAAACAUCACUCAUGAACUGUAUGAUAUUUGCUUGGCACGUGCCAAGGAUAAGUGGAAAUCUCUCAGCACUGCAGGACCAGAAGUGGAACAUGACGAAAAAGACACUGGAUCAACUGUGGCAGAUCGAGAAGCAAGUCUAGAACUCAUAAAGCUGGAUAUCUCACGAACAUUUCCAAACCUCUGUAUCUUUCAGCAGGGCGGACCCUAUCAUGAUAUGUUGCAUAGCAUUUUGGGAGCAUACACAUGCUACAGACCUGACGUAGGAUAUGUUCAAGGCAUGUCUUUCAUUGCAGCAGUAUUGAUUCUAAACCUAGAAGCUGCUGAUGCUUUUAUUUCUUUUGCAAACCUCCUGAAUAAACCCUGCCAAAUGGCAUUCUUUCGUGUGGACCAUGGUCUUAUGCUGACUUAUUUUGCAGCAUUUGAAGUUUUCUUUGAAGAAAAUUUGCCUAGGUUGUUUGCACACUUCAAGAAGAAUAAUCUAACCCCUGACAUAUACCUAAUUGAUUGGAUUUUUGCAUUGUAUAGCAAAUCAUUGCCACUGGAUCUGGCAUGUCGAGUAUGGGAUGUGUUCUGUCGUGAUGGAGAAGAAUUUUUAUUCCGUACUGCUUUAGGAAUCUUGAAGCUUUACGAGGACAUUCUGACCAAAAUGGAUUUCAUACACAUUGCACAGUUCUUGACAAAACUGCCAGAGGACAUUACAUCAGAAGAAUUGUUUCAGUCCAUAGCCACAAUUCAGAUGCAGAGCAGGAAUAAGAAAUGGGCUCAGGUCCUGUUUGCAUUGCAAAAAGAUAACAGAGAAACAGAAAAAGGAAGUCCUUCACUCAGGCGCUGAUAGCUUCAAAAGCCAUGAUAUUUGAAGAAUGACUCAUUGACUGCUACAACAGCAAAACAAAUUUGGAUGCUACUGUAAAUUAACUUUUUUUUUUUGCGCAGUUAAGUCUUAACAUCGAGGCUGGCCUUAAAAUAUUUAAAAGUAAACUUUGGUUUUAGCCUUAAACCUGGAACUGUUUUUGUGAAUUAGUACAUGCAGUUGUACACUUAAUAGCACUUUUUUGCACAAAAUUAACAAGUUUUGAGUAUGAUUUUAACCUAAUUUGCUGUCCGCUCCUUAUUGAUUCCUUGUGUUUGCAUGGGUUAUUGCUGGUUGCUUCUCUUUCCUCCCACAUCCCAAAGAUGCGUUAGGUGAAUUUAUGAUCCUCUAAAAUGUCCAUUGGGGGGGGGGGGGGUGUAUUUGUGUAUCAUGUGGCAGGCUAGCAGCCUAUCCAGGAUUAGUCUUUCUGCCUUGUGUCCACGGAGUGUAUUAGUUGUAUAUUAGGGAUUAUAUUACAGAAAAUUUUCGUUUCUUUAAAAUUGUUUUGCUAAUGUUGGUGGGAUGCAGUGUUUGUAAUAUGAAACUUGUUUUCUCUUUCCCGUAGUAUUUCAGAUUUGGAUUGUUCCAGACUUUGGCAUAUUUUGCAUUCCAAAUUAAUAUGCAAGUGUGAAGUCGUCAUUGCCACAUACAUAAAAAUCUGCUGUAACUGUU
Messenger RNA from Protopterus annectens (West African lungfish), 3353 nucleotides. RefSeq names its product TBC1 domain family member 14 (gene TBC1D14). The coding region runs from base 531 to 2663 and encodes 710 amino acids. The record is from RefSeq and is a predicted model, not a curated record. The transcript is spliced from 14 exons. Lineage: Eukaryota; Metazoa; Chordata; Ceratodontiformes; Protopteridae.